This is a messenger RNA of Cucumis sativus (cucumber), 1331 nucleotides long. Its product is annotated as glyoxylate/hydroxypyruvate reductase HPR3. The transcript has 2 exons. Gene Ontology annotation, cellular component: cytosol. Lineage: Eukaryota; Viridiplantae; Streptophyta; Magnoliopsida; Cucurbitales; Cucurbitaceae. The record is from RefSeq and is a predicted model, not a curated record. Gene Ontology annotation, molecular function: hydroxypyruvate reductase [NAD(P)H] activity; glyoxylate reductase (NADPH) activity; NAD binding. Bases 164 to 1162 code for a protein of 332 amino acids.
AGUUAUAUAUUAUAUUAUGAAAUAAUUGUGUCCACAAAACUACAAUCUUUAUAGGGAGUCUUAUCCAAGCAAAAAAAGAACAAAUUUGGGAAAAUCCAUUUCCAUUUCCAUUUGCAUUUUAUGUACUUUGGUAGAAGCGGCCUUACCCAAGUGAAGAAGAAGAAUGGGAGAAGAAACUGAAGGCGAUAGCAAUAGCAACGACCUUCAUCAAGUUUUGGUUUUAGGUUCUCCGUGGGUAUUACCCGCUCUCCAAUCUCAAUUCUCAAACCGAUUCCAUUUCCUCCUACCAUCUCUUUCCGAUCUCCCUCUCCUCCAAUUCCUUUCUUCUUAUGCCCAAUCCACACAAGCCUUGCUCAUCCCCGGCGGCUGCUUUCUGGUCACCUCCCCCGUCCUCGAUUGCCUUCCGGCGCUCAAGCUCCUUGUCACUACUAGCGCCGGUGUUGACCACCUCGACUUGCCGGAAUUACGUCGCCGUCAGAUUGCUAUUGCCUACGUUCCGGACUUGUACUCUGAAGAUGUCGCUGAUCUUGCGGUUGGGUUGUUGAUUGAUGUUCUCAUGAAGGUUUCGGCGAGAGAUCGGUGCUUUAGGCUACGGCUUCCGCCUACUACCAACCCGGAAUUUCCGCCUCUCGGAUUAAAGUUAAAUGGGAAAAGAAUUGGGAUAGUUGGAUUGGGGAAAAUAGGGUCUAAAGUUGCCAAAAGGCUGGAGGGAUUUGAGUGCAAAAUCUCAUAUAACUCAAGGACCAAAAAGCCAUUAGUUCCAUACUCAUACUACUCCAAUGUACAUGAACUUGCAAGCAACUGUGAUGGCCUCGUACUUUGUUGUGGGUUAACGAAAGAAACCCAACAUAUGAUCAAUAGGGAGGUGAUGGCUGCAUUAGGAAAAGAUGGAGUGAUAAUCAACGUUGGUAGAGGGGCGAUAAUCGACGAGAAGGCUAUGGUUGAAUGUUUGAUCAAGGGAGAGAUUGGGGGAGUUGGGUUAGAUGUGUUUGAGAAUGAACCUGAAAUUCCUGAAGAGCUCUUUAAUUUCGAUAAUGUUGUAUUAUCACCACAUGUUGCUGUUAUGACACAUGAAACUUUGGAGGGAUUGUCUAGGUUGGUGGUGGACAACUUGGAGGCAUUGUUCUCAAACAAGCCUUUGGUGUCUCCAUUUCCUAAUUAGCAUAGGCUUAAAAUUAUGUCCACGAAAUUUGAAAUAUAUUUCAUUCUGAUCCCACAAUCAAAAUCCGCACGAUAGUUCAUGUCUAAAAAUUAGAAAGCAUACAUGACAUCAGUUACAAUAACACUUAAAAAUGAUGUCAACAAUACCAUGCUGAUAUUUUGGUAAUAAA